This is a messenger RNA of Diaporthe batatas, 2120 nucleotides long. RefSeq lists its product as uncharacterized. Lineage: Eukaryota; Fungi; Ascomycota; Sordariomycetes; Diaporthales; Diaporthaceae. The record is from RefSeq and is a predicted model, not a curated record. The coding region runs from base 114 to 1847 and encodes 577 amino acids. Gene Ontology annotation, biological process: regulation of mRNA splicing, via spliceosome. The transcript is spliced from 6 exons. Gene Ontology annotation, cellular component: nucleus. Gene Ontology annotation, molecular function: zinc ion binding; mRNA binding.
CAACUUUUCAGUUUCCCGUCUGCAGCUUCAGCCAUCCACCUGCCAACACCGUGCAUCGACUGCACCCUAAAGCAUCAUUUUCACCUGCCUCCAAGAGGCAACGAAGCGACAAAAUGGCCUGGAGAAAUCAGGGAAUUACUGGUUCCAACAACAUCCCGUUGGGAAAGCGCAGAUUCGGCGGCGAGUCUAACGAGCCCGAAGCCCGAAGUGACAGCUUUUCCAACAACGGAGGCGAUCGCGAAUUGAAGCGCGGUCGCAGUCCCGAGCCUCGCACCGAGGCCGAUGGACCUCGUCGUCGCAAGAAGCGAAACCGAUGGGGCGACGCCAACGAGAACAAGGCCGCCGGCCUCAUGGGGCUGCCCACUGCCAUCGUCGCCAACAUGACCAGCGAGCAGCUCGAGGCAUACACCCUCCACCUGCGAAUCGAAGAGAUCAGCCAGAAGCUGAAGAUCGAUGAUGUCGUGCCUGCCGAUGGCGACAGAUCCCCGUCCCCUGCUCCGCAAUACGACAACCACGGUCGCCGUGUCAACACCAGAGAAUACCGAUACCGAAAGCGCCUGGAGGAUGAACGUCACAAACUCAUCGAGAAGGCGAUGAAGACCAUCCCGAACUACCACCCGCCGCAGGACUACAGACGGCCCACCAAGACCCAGGAGAAGGUCUAUGUGCCGGUCAAUGACUAUCCGGAAAUCAACUUCAUUGGCUUACUCAUCGGCCCUCGUGGCAACACUUUGAAGAAGAUGGAGACCGAAUCGGGUGCAAAAAUCGCCAUUCGUGGCAAGGGCUCCGUCAAGGAGGGCAAGGGUCGCUCCGAUGCAGCUCACGCCAGUAACCAGGAAGAGGACCUUCACUGCUUGAUCAUGGCCGACACCGAAGACAAGGUGAACAAGGCCAAGAAACUGAUCCACAAUGUCAUCGAAACCGCUGCUUCCAUUCCCGAGGGCCAAAACGAACUGAAGCGUAACCAGCUGCGUGAGCUCGCUGCUCUGAACGGAACCCUGCGUGACGAUGAAAACCAGGCUUGCCAGAACUGCGGUCAGAUCGGACACCGCAAGUAUGACUGCCCUGAGAAGCAGAACUUCACAGCCAGCAUCAUCUGUCGAGUGUGUGGCAACGCUGGCCACAUGGCGCGCGAUUGUCCUGACAGGCAGAGAGGCGCAAGCUGGCGCAAUGAUGGCCCACGGGCCGCCCAGGGACGGAUCGGCGGAGGUGGAGAAGACGACGCCGAUUACGAGCAAUUCAUGGCUGAACUCGGCGGCGGAACAGCACCCGCGCGUAUCGAGGCCGGACCUGGCUCCCACAGCAACGGUGAUGCCAAGCCGUGGCAGCGAGGACCUACAGGAGGACCUGCUCCCUGGCGAUCCCGCAACAACGACCGUGAUCACCACGAUGGCGGCGGAGGAGGUGGCGAGAGAGGCUCGGGCGGUCCUGCCCCGUGGGCUCGGGACCGACGUGAGCGGAACCAUGACCACCAUGGUGGUGAUAGCUACUAUGGUGGCGGCCAGAGCAAUGGCUAUGGCUCGGCAGCCCCAGGCACAGCGCCCUGGCACCAAGCUCCUGGUGGUCAAGGCGGCUACGGUGGGUCGGCGCCGCCCGGCACCGCUCCGUGGCAGCAAGCCCCUGGCGCCCCGCCGGCAUACGGUGGAUAUCCAGGCGGCUAUGGCGCGCCUCCAGGUCUUGGGGCACCACCUCCGCCUCCUGCACCGCCAGCUGAUAACCUCACGGCGUUGAUUCAGCAGUUCUCUGGAGGUGCAGCGCCUCCGCCACCUCCGCCGCCCCCGAGCGAGGGCGCACCGCCGCCGCCACCCAGCAACCAGCCUCCUCCUCCCCCACCGCCGGGUGCCUGAGGAACACACCAGCAGCGCAGCCAGCUUCGACUUGCGUCCCGCCACUGACACCAGGCCGAGAUACUUGGAUUCCAGUUUUAUUCGCUCGUCGUGCUCACCAGCAGGAAAUGCCGUUGGCAUCCCGCGGCCGCGUAGUUCCAGGGCAAUAAAGACUGACUGACUGACCGAACGAAUGGCACAAAUUGGGCCUCAAUGGUACUGACUGUAUGAUAGGCAGCUUCUACUAAUGCAAUAAAAAUCAUGUUUUGGUAGUUAAUGGCAUCUGUGUGGAAG